GGGUUACGUCGGAUGCUUCUGUCCUCGGACUCACGCGGAAACGAUGCGCCGUCUGAGAGGAAUGUUGUUUCAGUCCUCAAACCACGCUGUGGUGGAAGAUGUCAAACGAUUCUGUCAAAGUGCACAAUAGUAGGCCUACAAGUGCUCUGUCCAGGGGGGUGGUUCACUUUUCACGAGUGGUAGUGGCGUGGCGCCUGUUGGCUGCUGAGGUGAGUAUCCUGAACCCCCACCGUCAGAUUAAUAAGUGUUCUAGCUGACGUCACCGGUAUUUAAGGCGGCUCUCUGCGGGAUAACGGCUUGGGCGUGUGGGCGCGUGCCUAAUCGUUUAAUUCAACCGUGAUCACUUUGGGAUUGUUGUGUCUCCGGGAUGGGGAGCACGGGGGCCGAGCCGUGCAAGAAGAGAGACGGCAAGAAGAGGCUGUGCAAAAAGAAGAGGACGAUGCGGCUCAACAUGCCGGACCUCUGCUCUCUCACCAUGCCCUUCCAGGAAGGAGAGACGGGCAAUUCCGAUAAAGAUGGUUUACGCAAGGCAGACGGAGGGGCCUGUGUCCACUCGGCCAGCCCCACACGGGGCUUCCGACAGCGGGCCCCAUCUCUGGGGGCCCGUCCCUCCAGCCCCCGGCUGGCCCCCGCCCGGACCUCCGAGAGCAACAAGCCCGGCGCCGGCCCCCCGAAGACCGUCUUCCCUUACCCGGUCAGCCGGGGCCCGCAGAACCCCCCCAGCAAGGCCCCACGAAGACUGAGUUUCUCAGGGAUCUUCAAGUCCUCCCGGGAUUCGAACCAGCAACCCCAACAGCAAAGCACCUCCUCGGCCUCCUCCUCCUCCCCUGUUAGCAUCAAGCUCUUUUCCCGCAACAGGAGGGACAAAGCACGCGCCUUCAGUGUCUCCUCCCCUCCCCCCGUGGUCGCCCCCUCCCUCUGCGCCCCAGCCCCCCAGGAUGCGCUGGGGGUCUUCCCCCUGGAGACCUACCACAGCGAGCCCGUCCGUCGGGAGACCCGCCGCCUGCGCUCCUACUCCUCGCCCCCGGACACCGGCCCGCAGCACUACAGCCUGCCCCCGCACCGACCCCCCGCUCCUCCUCCUCCUCCUCCUCCGCAUCACCAGGGGUCCCUGUCUCCCUCGGGGGCUAGACAGGUGCAGAUCGGUGCUAACGGGAUGUCGGAGCAACCGGAGCAGGAUGCCGGGGGGGAGGACUCAGAGGAGGACAUCUACAUGCGCUUCAUGAAGUCCCACAAGUGUUAUGACAUCGUCCCGACCAGCUCCAAACUCGUGGUGUUCGACACCACACUGCAGGUGAAGAAGGCCUUCUUUGCACUGGUAGCCAAUGGGGUACGGGCUGCUCCUCUUUGGGAAAGCAAGAAACAGAGCUUUGUGGGAAUGUUGACUAUCACAGAUUUCAUCAACAUUCUGAACAGAUACUAUAAAUCCCCUAUGGUCCAGAUCUAUGAGUUGGAGGAGCACAAGAUCGAGACUUGGAGAGAGCUUUACCUCCAGGAGACCUUUAAACCCCUCGUACACAUCUCACCCGACGCCAGUAUCUACGACGCUGUGUAUUCGCUGAUCAAGAAUAAGAUCCACCGGCUGCCCGUCAUCGACCCUGUCAGCGGUAAUGCCCUCUACAUCCUCACACACAAGAGGAUCCUCAAGUUUCUGCAGCUCUUUAUGUGUGAGAUGCCACGGCCGGCCUUCAUGCGGCGGCCGCUGGGGGAGCUGGGCGUGGGCACGUACUCGGACAUCGCCUUCAUCCACCCCGACACGGCCAUCAUCAGCGCCCUGGCUGUGUUCACCCGGCGCCGCGUCUCCGCCCUGCCCGUGGUGGACCAGCAUGGUAAAGUGGUUGACAUCUACUCCAAGUUUGAUGUCAUCAACCUGGCAGCAGAGAAGACCUACAACAACCUGGACGUGACAGUGACACAGGCCCUCAGACAUCGCUCCCAGUACUUUGAAGGAGUGAUGAAGUGCAACCGACUGGAAACACUGGAAACCAUUGUUGACCGAAUAGUCAAGGCAGAGGUUCACAGACUGGUGGUGGUCGAUGAAGAUUCCCACAUCGUUGGAAUCGUGUCUCUGUCUGACAUUCUGCAAGCACUCAUCCUGACACCUACAGGUCUUGGUAGGAAAGCCAGUGUUCCCAGUCAGCAGGCCUCUCUAGACCAGGGGGCGACCGGCGACACCGGACUGGAUUCAGUGUACCCGGAUCCAAGUGGAAUGGACCCCCAAGCAGAGACGACUGAGGCAAAACCUGGACCGGAUCCGGAGCAGGAAUCUACUGAAACGGAGAGAGAGACGGAAGCCUGUACAGAGACUGACAGACAAAGGGACACAGACAGACAGACUGAGCCCAACCUAGGAGGAGCUGCUGAACAGCCGACAGACGGAGAGACGGAAUGUGAGACAGACACCCAGCUAGAGGGUGAGACAGGAGGAAUGACGGCAUGCGAGUCAGACGGACAGUUUGAAAGCGAGACAGUAGGAGAGAUAGAGUGUGAGACAGACACACAGACAGUAUGUGAGACUGAAGGGGAGACAGACACACAGACAGUAUGUGAGACUGAAGGGGAGACAGACACGCAGACAGUAUGUGAGACAGAAGGGGAGACAGACACGCAGACAGUAUGUGAGACAGAAGGGGAGACAGACACACAGACAAAGAGGUAA
Messenger RNA from Gadus morhua (Atlantic cod), 2659 nucleotides. Its product is annotated as 5'-AMP-activated protein kinase subunit gamma-2. Gene Ontology annotation, cellular component: nucleotide-activated protein kinase complex; cytoplasm; nucleus. The record is from RefSeq and is a predicted model, not a curated record. The coding region runs from base 368 to 2659 and encodes 763 amino acids. Gene Ontology annotation, biological process: regulation of catalytic activity; protein phosphorylation. Lineage: Eukaryota; Metazoa; Chordata; Actinopteri; Gadiformes; Gadidae. Gene Ontology annotation, molecular function: protein kinase binding; protein kinase regulator activity; AMP binding. The transcript is spliced from 18 exons.